Benincasa hispida (wax gourd) is the source of this 1524-nucleotide messenger RNA. RefSeq names its product TatD related DNase. Lineage: Eukaryota; Viridiplantae; Streptophyta; Magnoliopsida; Cucurbitales; Cucurbitaceae. Gene Ontology annotation, molecular function: hydrolase activity, acting on ester bonds. The record is from RefSeq and is a predicted model, not a curated record.
UGUUAGCUUUGUGAUUUCUCUCUCUCUCCCGCUCACUCGUUCUCCUAUUUCUUAAAUUCUGCAGUAAAUGAAGUCGUAGGUUUUCUCUGAGUAGGAAAUCUUCUUACGUAUAUUCUCGAUACGAUAAAUUACACCAUGAAGAAUUGAACUGAAAUGGAUAUAAUAGGCUUUUGAGUUGAAAUCCUUCGCAGUUGGAUAACGAAGGUCCUGUGCUCGCUAUGUGAUUUUUUGUAUAUCUCUCUCGCUCGCUAAAUUCUCCAAUUUCUUAAAUCUUCUGCAUUAGCUAUUGUAUUAGGUUUUCGCGAGAAGAAAAUGUUCUAACGCACUGUUUCGACGUGGUAAAUUACAUUAUGAAGUAUUAAAUUUGAAUGGAUAUAGGCUUCUACACUUUAAAGUUAAUCAUCCACAAAUGGAAACUGAAGGGAUGGCUAAAUUGUCUGCUUCAUUGAGACUAUUUGAUGCACAUUGUCACCUCCAAGAUCCAAGAAUAUUUGAUAAAGCACCUCAAUUAAUUAGUGCAGCAGUGGAUUCUGGUGUUGUUCGUUUUUCUGUUAAUGGAAUCUCCGAGAAAGAUUGGCAUUUGGUCAAGCAAUUGAGUGAAUCGUAUCCUUGCAUAGUUCCAUCCUUUGGUCUUCAUCCCUGGUCUGUUCCUGAAAGAACUCGUGGCUGGCUUGAAAAACUUAAGGAAUUUUUUGAAGCAGUACCAAGCGCAGCAGUUGGAGAGAUUGGUCUGGACAAAGGUUCACGAGGAAAGGAGAUCAAUUUUACAGAUCAGAUUGAGGUCUUUCAGCAACAACUAGAGCUUGCUAAGUCCUUAGAAAGACCAGCAUCCAUCCAUUGUGUCCGUGCUUUUGGUGACCUGCUUCAGAUAAUGAAAUCUAUGGGGCCUUUUCCUGCUGGUUUCAUUCUGCAUUCUUAUCUAGGAUCUGCUCAGAUGGUUCCGGAGUUCUCCAAGCUAGGUGCUUACUUUUCAUUUUCUGGUUUUCUCAUGUCCAUGGAGGCAAAGAAGGCAAAGAAAAUGUUGAAAAUGGUGCCCUCAGAUAGGAUUUUGUUGGAGACUGAUGCGCCUGAUGCACUUCCCAAGUCAAAGUCAGACUCCCUAUAUUUGGUUGAAGGCGAUCCUUCCCUUUCUGAAUUUCUUAAGACCCAAGAACAAUCUGCCCCAACAGGCUCACAACAAAGUACUUUGCUUUGUUCCUCUACAGAUGCAUCAACACUGCCGAGAGAGACUCUCAAUCACCCAGCAAACAUCCAAAAUGUCCUUGAUUAUGUUGCAUCUUUAUUGGAUAUCAGUAAAGAAGAACUUGCUGAAUUGAGUUAUAGAAAUGCGGAGCAUUUAUUCUCUUUCAAAGGUCUACAAACCUCUUAGGGAAGAGUCCUAAUAUUUAGGUGAUGUUUUAACAACUUGAUAUAAUGCCCCCUCUUGUUCGUGUUCUCAUCUUACUAACAUGUAUCUUACCAUCUAGCAAUAAACUCUUCUUUUGUGGAAUAAAAGUCGUAGGCGAUGCCUUUAUGGUGCGUGUA